AUGUCUUCCCUAGGGGUGCAACUCAGCAUUCAAGAUCAUCAUGUGGUGAUGGACAAUGGCAUACUAAGAGUCACUUUAUCAAAUCCCGAGGGAAUUGUCACUGGAAUACAGUAUAGUGACAUUGACAAUUUGCUUGAAGUGUUGAAUGAAGAAUCUAAUAGAGGGUAUUGGGACCUCGUUUGGAGCUCACCAACAAGUACAGGAACCACCGGAAAAUUUGAUGUGAUAAAGGCAACCACAUUCAAAGUUAUAUUGGAAGAUGAGGAUCAAGUUGAGUUAUCCUUCACCAGGACUUGGGAUGCUUCCCUAGAGGGCAAGUUGGUUCCUUUAAAUAUUGAUAAAAGGUUCAUAAUGCUUCGUGGUUGUUCCGGUUUCUAUUCCUAUGCAAUUUAUGAGCACUUGGAGGACUGGCCUGCUUUUAACCUUGAUGAAACAAGAAUUGCUUUCAAGCUUAGAAAAGACAAAUUCCAUUAUAUGGCAAUGGCGGAUAAUAGACAGAGGAAUAUGCCUCUUCCAGAUGACAGAGUGGCACCAAGAGGCCAAGCACUUGCAUAUCCAGAAGCAGUUCUACUGGUCAAUCCUAUAGAACCAGAACUUAAAGGAGAGGUGGAUGAUAAGUAUCAAUAUUCAUGUGACAACAAAGACAGCCAAGUUCAUGGAUGGAUUUGCAUGGAUCCUGCUGUUGGAUUCUGGCUUAUUACGCCUAGCAAUGAAUUUCGAUCCGGUGGACCUGUCAAACAAAACUUAACUUCACACGUCGGACCAACCACACUUGCUGUGUUUCUCAGUGCUCAUUAUAGUGGAGAGGAUUUAGUGCCUAAAUUCAAAGCUGGUGAGGCAUGGAAAAAAGUUUUUGGCCCAGUUUUUAUCUAUGUCAAUUCUCCAUAUGAUGGAAGUGACCCUAUUAAACUAUGGGAUGAUGCUAAACUGCAGAUGUUAAUGGAAGUUCAAAGCUGGCCCUACAAUUUUCCCGAAUCAGAUGAUUUCCCAAAAUGGGACGAACGUGGUAAUGUCUGUGGCAGGCUAUUGGUUAAAGAGAGGUAUAUAGAUGAUGACUAUUUAUCAGCAAAUUGUGCUUAUGUUGGCUUGGCUACACCAGGAGAAGUGGGAUCUUGGCAAAGAGAAUGCAAGAAUUAUCAGUUUUGGGCUAAAGCAGAUGAUGAUGGCUAUUUCUCGAUUAGCAAUAUACAUGUUGGUGACUAUAAUUUUUAUGCAUGGGUGCCUGGUUUUAUUGGUGACUAUAAAUAUGAUGUAGUAAUUAGCAUAACAGAAGGCUGUGACAUAGAUAUUGGUGAUCUUGUUUAUGAGCCACCAAGAGAUGGCCCAACAUUGUGGGAAAUAGGCAUCCCCGAUCGCUCAGCUGCUGAGUUCUAUGUUCCUGAUCCAAAUCCCAAAUAUAUCAACAAACUUUAUGUUAAUCAUCCUGACAAGUUUAGGCAAUAUGGUAUAUGGGAGAGAUAUGCAGAACUAUACCCUGACAACGAUUUGAUCUACACAAUCGGUGUUAGUGACUUCACCAAAGAUUGGUUCUUUGCUCAAGUUACCAGGAAGAAAGAAGAUAAUACAUAUCAAGGAACCACAUGGCAAAUCAAGUUUAACCUUGAUAAUGUAAACAGAAAAGGUAGCUAUAAACUUCGAGUGGCUUUGGCAUCAGCUACAUAUUCAGAACUUCAGGUACGAGUCAAUGAUCCCAAAACAAAUCGCCCUUUAUUUUCAAGUGGGUUGAUAGGAAAGGAUAACUCAAUUGCUAGACAUGGAAUUCAUGGACUUUAUUGGCUUUACAAUGUGAACAUACCAGGUUCUUUACUUGUUGAAGGAGAUAAUAAUACCAUCUUUUUGACACAAGCUAGAGGCAAUAUUCCAUUUCAGGCCAUUAUGUAUGAUUAUAUUCGUUUGGAAGGUCCAGCUACUUCUAGUUUCAGUAAGAAAAUUUGAGAAAUUUUUCUGUUUUAUAAUAUUCUUCUAUUAAAUUCAAAGAAAUAGGAAAGUAAAGAGUCAUGAUGUUUCUGAUUUAAGAUUUCUUGCGUUGUAACAUGUUAAAUGUGUACCGUGUUAUUUUAUUUAUCAUUAUCAAUCCAUAAUUUGAGUAUUUGAUCGUUAGACAAAUCGCAAUA
This is a messenger RNA of Medicago truncatula (barrel medic), 2114 nucleotides long. RefSeq names its product probable rhamnogalacturonate lyase B. The record is from RefSeq and is a predicted model, not a curated record. The transcript is spliced from 16 exons. NCBI's taxonomy places the organism in Eukaryota, Viridiplantae, Streptophyta, Magnoliopsida, Fabales, Fabaceae. Gene Ontology annotation, biological process: carbohydrate metabolic process. The coding region runs from base 1 to 1935 and encodes 644 amino acids. Gene Ontology annotation, molecular function: carbohydrate binding; catalytic activity.